This is a messenger RNA of Salvia miltiorrhiza (redroot sage), 881 nucleotides long. RefSeq names its product 40S ribosomal protein S12-like. Gene Ontology annotation, cellular component: ribosome; cytosolic small ribosomal subunit. Gene Ontology annotation, biological process: translation. The transcript has 4 exons. The record is from RefSeq and is a predicted model, not a curated record. The coding region runs from base 184 to 504 and encodes 106 amino acids. Gene Ontology annotation, molecular function: structural constituent of ribosome. Lineage: Eukaryota; Viridiplantae; Streptophyta; Magnoliopsida; Lamiales; Lamiaceae.
GGGCUGAACUAAAAUUGGUUCAAGUCCAAACGAUAGAAGCUAGGGUUUUGGGGUUUUCUUCUUUUUAUCCUCUCUCUAUAAAUUGCGACCAAGAUCGUUUCAGCAGCCCUCACUCACGUUUGCUGCUCAACGCUUGAUUCCGCAGUUCAUAUAAUUAGAGACCGCCUUUAGCCCGAAGCCAAAAUGUCUGGAGAAGAGCCUGUUGUUGUGGAGACACCAGUGCCGGUGGCUGCUCCCACCCUUGGUGAGCCUAUGGAUAUCAUGACGGCUCUGCAGCUUGUGCUCAAGAAGUCAUUGGCACACGGAGGUCUUGUUCGAGGCCUUCAUGAGGGUGCAAAGGCAAUUGAGAAGCAUGCUGCCCUCCUUUGUGUGUUGGCAGAGGACUGCGACCAACCAGACUACGUUAAGUUGGUCAAAGCAUUGUGUGCCGACCACAAUGUCAACCUUAUCUCCGUUGCAAGUGCCAAGACCCUGGGUGAAUGGGCCUGGUUUGUGCAAGAUUGAUUCUGAAGGCAAGGCCAGGAAAGUUGUCGGGGCUGCUUGUGUUGUCGUGAAGGUAAUGGUUUUCUUGUCAAUAAUACAUGGAGAGCUUUGAUUAAUAGGUGGGUCUGACUUUGAGUUUGUUGUGAUAUAGGAUUUUGGUGAGGAAAGCGAAGGGCUCCAUAUCGUGCAGGAGUAUGUGAAGUCUCACUGAGAGGCUCUAAUUAUUGAAAAUGGGUUAAGGGGUUUAGAGAUAGAAGCUCUCAUUUAUUACGCUUUUAAUGGUUUCUUUGUUUUUGUUAUUUUCCACCGGAUUUCAGUUUGCAGCUGUGCAAUCUGAGAACAUCUUUGUUGAGGCUUGGUUUGCCUUUGAUGAUAUUAUUGUUAAGUUUUGCUCUCGA